Linderina pennispora is the source of this 1573-nucleotide messenger RNA. RefSeq lists its product as uncharacterized. Gene Ontology annotation, molecular function: dipeptidyl-peptidase activity. The transcript is spliced from 5 exons. Gene Ontology annotation, cellular component: cytoplasm. The record is from RefSeq and is a predicted model, not a curated record. Bases 69 to 1445 code for a protein of 458 amino acids. Lineage: Eukaryota; Fungi; Kickxellomycota; Kickxellomycetes; Kickxellales; Kickxellaceae.
AUUUCAACCCCCUUGCGCUUGGGCUACAGCCACUCCGAAAGACAUUCGCACUCGUCACGUCCGUCCUCAUGGUCACCAGCAACCUCUCCACUGCGUCCUCCAGCGGGCUCACGCUGCGCGCCGACCUCUCGCACCUGACCGAGGGCGACAAGCGCGCACUGGUGAAGCUGGCAGAUCCGAGGAGGCAAAAGAUCCUGGCGACACUGUUCGAGCUGUUCCGUGGGCCGUGGGACCGCAGCCUCGACAACGAGGUGUUUGUGCCGGGCGCUGCAGCCAAGCCAAUCACGGCCAAUGUGUAUCCGGAAGACAUGGAUAAGAAGGAGUUUGAACUGUGGCUCGGAACGCUUAGCGAAGAAGACAAGGCGCGCGCCAAGGGGUUCUACGAUGUCGUGAAAAGAGAUAAAAAAUAUGCGGACGAGUACCCAACAAGGUACCUGGACUCGGAGGUGUCGUGGCUGAAAAUCAACCACACCAGCGCGCUGGAGGCCGCUGUGGGGCCCUACGAGACGUACGAGGACGAGCUGUUCUCGUCCAAGGCGUUCUUCGAGUCAAUGGUGCAUGUGCGCGACUUUGCUGCUACGCAGCUGCUGGACAAGUUCACCAGCAGCCUGGAGCUGGUCGAGAAGAACCUGCCGAUCCCGGACUCGUACCGCAACAAGGAGCUGGUGGCGCCGCCAAUCGUGGUGGUCAACCAGGUGUACUAUGGCGGCGACACGGCGGUGCCGAUGACGGCGGCGUAUAAUCUGCCCAACGACGAGGAGGCGAUUGAGCGCGCGGGCUCCAAGCUGACCAUGAUCAAGAACGUGCAGGAGGGCAAGGUGGCCAGCGUGCUGCGGCCGAUUGCUCAGGAGGUGCUGAGCAAGGCGGAUCUGGAUUACGUGACAUUCCCAGCCUUCUUCACCCACGUGCUCAUGCACGAGGUCGCGCACUCGAACGGCCCGCACCGCGACACCAGCGGGGCGACAGUGCGCAGCCGGCUGCAGGAGCUGCACUCGGCGUUCGAGGAGGCCAAGGCGGACAUCACGGGCUUGUUUGCCGCGCGGCUGCUGGUGGACCGCGGCGUCGUUGAUGACAUUUCGAUGCGCGAGUUCUACACCACGUAUCUGGCAUCGGCAUUCCGGUCGGUGCGCUUCGGACUGGCGGAGGCCCAUGGGCUCGGCCAGGCCAUGCAGCUGAGCUUCUUGCUGGAAAAGGGCGGGUUUGUGUAUUCGGCGGGCAAGUUUGCGGUUGACAUGGAGAAGAUCGGCGCGGCGGUGGAGGAGCUGACGCAUGAGAUCAUGAUGAUCCAGGGCAAUGGCGACAAGGAGCGCGCCGUGGCGUUCAGGGAAAAGUACGGUGUGCUGGCGCCUGAGGUCAAGCAGGCGCUGGAGAACCUGAAGGGCGUGCCCAUUGACAUCGCACCGAUCUGGGUAGACAUCGAGAAUCUGCGCAGGCAGUUUAGCUAAGCUGGAGGGAUUUAUUUAGCAGCAACUACUUGAAUAAAAUGGAGGUGUUUUUACCACGCCAGUCGGGCGACGAGGCUGGUCGGGUAUCGCCGCACGAUCAUCUUGCGUGUCUCGUCGAGCACAAUCAG